UUUUUUUAUUUAAAAAAAGUAAUAAAUAUAUUUUUAUAAAAGAAUUUAAAACCUUAUAAAAUAUUUCAUUAUGUCAUAUGGUGAAAAUAAAUUAAUUAAUAAUGCACUUAACAGAUCAUAUGCAUUAAUAGAUUCCAACAUUCAUAAUGAUAUACAAAAACAAUAUGAAUUUAGAAAACAAAUACUUCUUGAUGAUGAAUCACUUACGGAAAAUGAAAAAUCUGAAGCAAUAAUAAUAAUAGCUAAAAAUUAUGAUCUUAACAAACUUACUUUUAAUGAAGGAACAAAAAGAAUUUGUGAAAAUUGUAACCAAGAAUGUUUAGCUGUAACAUAUUGUGAAUAUUGUGUUCGAAAUUAUUUAAAAGCAAAAUUUUCAAAUUGGACAUCAGGAAAUGUUAUUAUUGAUAAUUUAAUACAAGAAUGUCAAAUGAAGACAAUUAAACCAAGCCUAAUACCAGAAUGGAUUCCAUAUAAUAAUCUAGAAAAUAUUGAAUACCUAACAAAAGGUGGAUUUUCAGAAAUUUAUACGGCAAUAUGGAUUAAUGGGAAUUUUACUGAAUGGGAUUCUGAAGGCAACAAUUAAAAAGAUUUGGAGAUUUUUAUGUAGCACUCAAAAGAUUAGAAAAUGUUGAAAAUGCAAACCAAAAUUGGAUUGAAGAGGCUAAAUCACAUUUAAAUAUAAGCAAUAAAUGGAGUGGAAUUGUCCAAUGUUGUGGAUU
Rhizophagus irregularis DAOM 181602=DAOM 197198 is the source of this 719-nucleotide messenger RNA. The record is from RefSeq and is a predicted model, not a curated record. Lineage: Eukaryota; Fungi; Glomeromycota; Glomeromycetes; Glomerales; Glomeraceae.